CCAAUCCUUAGAUUCAACAAACGUGUUACAUGAAAUAAAAGAUCGAUUGCAACCUCUCUAGAGUGCUAUUUGUUUAGUAUUUUUAGAUCUUCCCUGUGGCUGCCGCUAGAAGAGAGAAGAGAAUAGAGAGAUGAAGAGCUGAACACUUGCAUGCAAUUGUGAAAGAAAAAGAUGCAAACUUUCUUUCUCUGUGUGUCUCUCAAAAACUUAGCACCAGUUCAAAAUAUUGUGUUCAGAGAGCAAGCGAGAAAGUCAGAAAGAAAAAGGGGUUUUAGUUUUAUAGGGAUUAAAAAUCUAAUCUUUUUGGUACAUAUACUGAACUCUUGAACUUUUGUAUUUCCAAUUCUGGUUCUUGAAUAUUGAACAAGUUAGGUUGAGUAAAUCAGUGUGUGGGAUUGAGUUGGGUUUUCAGUGUGGAAAAUUGAGUUGUAGACACGUGGAAGUUUUGGAGGUGGAUUAUGUAUCAAGAUUUGGAUCUGAAUCAAUUGAAUAGGCUAUUCUGAAAAAAGAAGAGAAAAUGGAAUCUGGCUUGGAAAUCGAUGACGGCAAUGAAACUAAGGGAGGCAUGUGGGUUUUGGACCAGAAGCUUGAUCAGCCGAUGGAGGAGGAGGCUGGAAGUCUUAGAAACAUGUAUAGAGAAAAGAAAUUCUCGUCUAUAUUUCUGUUGCGGCUUGCAUUCCAGAGUCUGGGAGUAGUGUAUGGAGACUUGGGAACAUCUCCAUUGUACGUAUUCUACAGUACUUUUCCCAAUGGGAUAGAUGAUACAGAGGAUAUUAUUGGUGCUCUUUCAUUGAUUAUCUAUUCACUUACGCUAAUACCUCUCCUCAAGUACGUUUUCAUAGUGUGUAGAGCAAAUGACAGUGGUCAAGGUGGCACCUUUGCACUUUAUUCAUUACUUUGUCGACAUGCCAAAGUCAAAACAAUCCCCAACCAACACCGCACAGAUGAGGAGCUGACAACUUACAGCCGUAGCACAUUCCACGAGCUUUCAUUUGCGGCUAAAACCAAGAGAUGGCUGGAGGCGAAUACAUUUAGAAAGAAUGCCCUUCUUAUACUAGUACUUGUUGGCACUUGCAUGGUUGUUGGGGAUGGAAUUCUCACUCCUGCUAUAUCAGGAACCAAUGCUCAUCCAAUUGUUGAAGAAUCAAUCCGGCAAUCUUCCAAACAGUUUUCAAUAGACGACUUGAAAAAGAAAGCUACAAUAGGGAUUGUGCUGAGACUAAAGACGCAUUGAAUAAAGGCUUUGGGAACAGUUUUUUUCUUCAAUUCUGAGGAUGGUAGUGCUAUUGCAAGGAAAUCCCCUGCUACGGGUAUUGUAAAGAACUCCUAUAUUAUUGCAAAGAAAUCCUCUAGUGUUUUGUGCCAAUUGCAAUUCAACAAAUGAGCAGAGACAUUUUUUCACUGUUUCAAAUCGAGUGGUAGCGGAUCCAUAUUUAAAUAACGUCACAGCAGUUAAGCAAACGUUCUGUUUGGGAAUUUGUUGUCAAACGACCUCCUAGGACUAUGAUGUUAUUCGGUUUAAUUCACAAUCUGCUUUGGCUAAUGAC
Messenger RNA from Olea europaea var. sylvestris, 1547 nucleotides. RefSeq names its product potassium transporter 10-like. Gene Ontology annotation, molecular function: potassium ion transmembrane transporter activity. Gene Ontology annotation, biological process: potassium ion transmembrane transport. The record is from RefSeq and is a predicted model, not a curated record. Gene Ontology annotation, cellular component: membrane. Lineage: Eukaryota; Viridiplantae; Streptophyta; Magnoliopsida; Lamiales; Oleaceae. The transcript has 4 exons. Bases 518 to 1234 code for a protein of 238 amino acids.